CACUACUUCUAUUGUUAUUUGGUUGUGUUACUAACUACGUCUUCUCUAUUUGAUAGAUGCAACAAAGUUGUAGCAUUUUUCAAAAUUUAUCAACCUUCUCGAUGGACCUGGAUUUGAAUCAUAUAGAAGAAGUCAUGGAUCUUUCUUUUGCCUUGAGAUUGUGCACAAGUUUACAAGUUCUAGAUAUAACUCUACCGGCUUGUGGUUGUAAAGACUCUGGUGAUUGUAGCUCUAAUGAUAAUUGUGUUUUACCAUUCGAGAGGUUAGAAUUGUGUGACACUAUUGAUCAAAAGCUGAAGUUUGUAUGUAUAAGGGGAUUUAGAGGCAAAGAGAAAGAAGUGCAAUUUGCAAAAUAUCUCAUAACAAGAGCCACCAUGAUGAAGACGAUUACUAUAAUUUGCAAUGAUUUAACAGAAGUUGGUGCAAACCUGUUAUCAGUACCAAGAGCUUUUGGUGAUCUUUGCAUCAAUUUGAAGCUCAAUGCAAAUAAUAAUAUGUGACUUAGAAGACGACGAACUGUUGGAGGAGAGAUAAAAUCUUGAAAGUGUUUAACCGAAGACCGUGGAGAAAUGGAGGGAGGUGCUACCUAUAACAACACUCCAACACUCAAGUCAGUAUGUAAAUAGAAGGGAGGCUCGGGUUAGAAGAGAGAUACCUUGUGAGGUCUUGCUGUUAGCUUUAUAUAGGCCAACUAGGGCCGGCCCUAGGCAUAGGCCAUGAGUGCGACGGCCUAGGGCCCAUGCCAGUAGGGUAACUGAAAUUUUUUUUAUUGGUGGGGGUGUAUAUAGUAAGAAUUGGUUUUCUGGGCGUUUAUAUAGUAAAAUAUUGGCAGGCCCGAAAAUUGACAUGAUA
Molecule: messenger RNA, 852 nt
Organism: Medicago truncatula (barrel medic)
Lineage: Eukaryota; Viridiplantae; Streptophyta; Magnoliopsida; Fabales; Fabaceae
Exons: 2
Coding region: 57-500 (147 amino acids)
Source: RefSeq, a predicted model, not a curated record